AUGUACAAGUUGGUCGUUUUUGGUAUAUUUGCAGUUAUCGCGGCGACAUUGGCUGCAUAUGAAGAGGAGGAUAAUGUUAUUGUGAUUACAAAGGACAAUCUCGAUGAAGUGGUGAACGGCCACCAGUUUGUCCUCGUUGAAUUCUAUGCGCCUUGGUGCGGACAUUGUAAAGCACUCGCACCCGAAUAUGCCAAAGCAGCGACCGCAUUAAAGGAAGAGGGUAGUGAGAUCAAGCUUGCCAAAUGCGACGCCACUCAACACGAUACUGUUGCACAGAAGUUUGAGGUUCGGGGUUAUCCAACUUUGAAAUUCUUCCGAAACGGCAAACCAACAGAAUAUGGAGGUGGUCGUGACAAAGCUUCAAUCAUUGCCUGGCUCAAAAAGAAGACCGGACCAGUCGCGAAAACACUUGAAACAAGUGAUGAUGUGAAGGAUUAUCAAGAAUCAGCUGAUGUGGUUGUCGUCGGAUACUUCAAGGACGUAGAGGGUGCAGAUGCAAAGGCAUUCCUCGAAGUAGCUGCUCAAAUUGACGACAUGCCAUUCGGAAUCACUUCAAAGAAGGAAGCAGCUGAGCAACUGGAAGCCACCGAGGAGGGUGUCAUCUUAUUGAAGAAGUUCGACGAAGGACGUAAUGUUUAUGAUGGAAAACUCAAUUUCGAUGAACUUAAAGCUUGGAUCCAGGUGAACAGGAUGCCAGUAGUAAGCGAAUUCACGCAAGAAUCAGCAUCACUGAUUUUCGGUGGUGAUAUCAAAUCGCACAAUUUGCUGUUCAUCUCGAAAGAAAGUGCAGAUUUCGAGAAAAUCGAAAAGGAGUUCCGUGAGGCAGCCAUGCAGUUCAAGGGCAAACUUUUGUUCGUUUACAUCAACACUGACGUGGAAGACAAUGCACGUAUAAUGGAGUUCUUUGGUCUCAAGAAAACCGAUUUGCCAGCAGUUCGUCUGAUCAGUUUGGAUGAAGAUAUGACUAAAUAUAAACCCGACUUCGACGAGAUCACAACUGAGAAUGUGGUCAAGUUUACGAGUACAUAUCUGGAAGGCAAAUUGAAGCCACAUUUGAUGAGCGAGGAAAUUCCGGAGGAUUGGGACAAGAACCCAGUGAAAGUUUUGGUCGGCAAGAACUUUGACGAGGUGGCUAGGGAUCCAAAGCGUAACGUGCUUGUUGAAUUCUAUGCACCGUGGUGCGGGCAUUGCAAACAGUUGGCACCGAUAUGGGACAAAUUGGGUGAGAAAUACAAGGAUCAUAAGGAUAUAGUGAUAGCAAAGAUGGAUGCAACAGCAAACGAAGUCGAAGAUGUUAAGGUUCAGUCAUAUCCAACCAUCAAGUACUUCCCAGCAAAUUCCAAUAAGGUCGUUCAUUAUUCUGGAGAACGAACGCUGGAAGGCUUUGUGAAGUUCCUCGAGAGCGGCGGUGCAGAAGGCGCAGGGAUGUCUGAGUCGGACAAGGCUGCAGCUGAAAGUGAACGUGAAGAGGAGGAAGGCCAUACUGAACUUUAA
Molecule: messenger RNA, 1494 nt
Organism: Anisakis simplex (herring worm)
Lineage: Eukaryota; Metazoa; Nematoda; Chromadorea; Rhabditida; Anisakidae
Source: the annotation of a GenBank genome assembly